UCCUAUCGUUAGAAUUUCAGUUCAAGCAAAUGGUAUCUCACGGGUGGAGGUCGUUGCGUCGAAUUUCACAAAUCAUGAAUGAAUUCUAAGUUCCGUCGCGCGUUUCUCAUAAAUCGGGGACGUUGUUAACGGCAGUAAGUCCUGCAUCGAUGGUUACCCACGUUUCGUGAAUUUCCGCGGUCCCCGGCCACGGAAAAUCGCUAAUUUCUCACUACGGUUUGCUAGCAUGUAAACAAACACUCGACUACGAAAUGUUGUCAGACAAUUUACACGCUUCUAAUACACCCGGCUUUACCGUGAACCUGUCAAUUACAAUCGUUCACUUGUGUCGGAGGCAGUAAUCGAGGAGACCAGCAGGCUUAAACACACUGUGAAUCUGUCGAAAAACUAGAUCGUUUCACCUAUCCUCCCUGUAGCAACUGCUUUACAUUAAAUCCACAAUUACCCGGUUGUGUUCUGUCGUAAUCUUCGCUAGAUCGUGUAGAGGCAAACUAUCGGCUUGUUAAAUGGCAAAUAAAAACGCAAGAUGCAUCACCUACGUUUACCUCUAUUGUCUACUAAUAACGACAUGUUUAUCCAACGAAUAGACUGUACAAUGAAUGAAGUAAGUGGAGGGAAGCAGGACAUACCGAACACCUCCGGUUGUGACAGUUUGUCUGGGCAGUCCGCGGCUUCUCUGUCCACCAUGCACCAUCAUCAUCAAUCAUUGCAACAGGAGACGGUACCGGCGGUCACGCAGGUGAUCGUUUCCUCACCUAUGAAGCUCCAGCCACCGGUGUUAAGCUCUGCGCAAGCUAUACCUGAACAGCCAGGUUUAAUUGUACAGGGUACACCGCCAGGAGCGUUCCCUGAGCCUGAACUCUCGCCAGAGCUCCAGCAACAGGGGUGGAAAAAGUUCUGGAGUAAACGUGAAAAUCGGCCGUACUUUUGGAAUAAAUUAACGGGAGAAUCGUUGUGGGUAGUACCGCCUUUGAAACCCCAGUUCGACCCGAUCACGGAUCCUCUCGGGAUUUGCGGCGUGCCGCCUGUUGCUGGUAACGGAGCGAUACCUCCUGGAGGAACUCUGAAACGAAGAGCAUCUGAGGACAGCGUGGUACCACCCGCGAAGAAAUUCGUAUUGGCAGGUCCGUGGGAUUUGGAGAUACCGACGAACGUGAUAAUAUACGAGAGAGCCCCGGCGAAUCUGCCACACGUUCACCCGGAAGCAGAAGCGUUGCGUUGCGUUCUCCUCGCUAAACUUCGACAAUGUUACCAAGAACUCUGCCACACGCGCGAAUCGAUAGACGCGCCGAAAGAUUCCUUCAACAGAUGGUUGAUGGAGAGGAAGGUGAUAGACUGCGGCUCGGACCCUCUCCUCCCGAGCCAGUGCUUCCCCGAAAUCUCUAUGUCGAUGUACCGCGAGAUAAUGAACGACAUACCCAUCAAACUGGUCCGGCCGAAGUUCACGGGAGACGCUAGGAAACAAUUGUCGAGAUACGCGGAGGCAGCGAAGAAAAUGAUAGAAUCUAGAGCAGCUUCUUCCGAGAGCCGGAAGGUCGUCAAGUGGAAUGCCGAGGACACGUUUCAGUGGCUUAGAAGAACCGUCGGCGCGACGUUCGACGAUUUCCAGGACCGCCUCGCGCAUCUCAAGCGGCAGUGUCAGCCGCAUCUCACGGAGACCGUGAAAGCGAGCGUCGAGGGUAUCUGCCUGAAGAUCUACCACUUGUCGACGGAGUACGCGAAGAAGGUGAAAGAUAAGAACAAUCAAAUAUUGAAAGACAACGGUUUGGGGAACGUGAUACCGUUAGGAGGUCCUGCCAGUGCGCAGAGGAAGGUUUGGUGCUACCCGGUGCAAUUCUCUCUUCCGACUCCUAGGCUUCCCCAGAUCGACUAUCUCCCGGAACGCGAACAGACGAUGCUGCGCUUUCAUGGCGACACGGUGUGCGUCAACAAUAUGCACCUCGCAAAACUGGAGCACCUGUAUAGAUACAAUUGCUUCGAUGAUAAGAAGUUCGAGAUGUUCCUACCGCGCGUUUGGUGCAUGUUGAAGCGUUAUCAAACGUACCUCGGGAUCGAGGGUCAGGCUACGCAGAUGGCUUUACCCGUGACGGUCUUCGAAUGCCUUCAGCGAUCGUUCGGCGUCACGUUCGAAUGCUUCGGGUCGCCGUUGAACUGCUACUUCAGACAAUACUGUUCAGCGUUCGCUGAUACGGAUUCAUAUUUUGGAUCGCGAGGUCCUUUCUUGGACUUCAGGCCUGUUAGCGGCUCGUUUCAAGCGAAUCCUCCUUAUUGCGAAGAACUUAUGGAAGCCAUGGUGAAUCAUUUCGAACGGCUUUUAGCUGAUUCGGCUGAGCCCCUGUCGUUUGUUGUGUUUCUGCCCGAAUGGAGGGACCCGGCGCCGAACGCUCUCAUUAAACUAGAGAGCAGCCACUUCAAGCGCAAACAAGUUGUAGUGCCUGCUAUGGAACAUGAGUACAGACACGGGUUUCAGCACAUAUUACCCAAGGGUGAAGUGAAUAUUAGGGCCGCACACGGGACGUUGGUCGUGUGGCUACAGAAUGCAGCUGGCACUGCUCGUUGGGGACCCACCGAGGAAAGAGUCGAGGCGUUAUUGGAAGCGUGGCGUCCAGGCCGAGAAAGGGAGAGAGACAGACAAGAACUCCUUUCGCCGCCGAGGCAAACCCAUCAGCAGAUAACCGCGACGCCUGUUCCCGUAAUAACGACGCCCGCGACGCCCACCACCCCUGUACCGUUGCAAACGUUGUCCACGCACCCGGUUUAAUUGGCGAACACCGCCCUUCUGGGAACAGGAAAUAGGAAACGCUGUCAGUCUAAUCGUUUUCACUUAGAAUCGUCUCCUCUAUGAAACUCGUUUACAGAGGACGCAUAAUUCGUCAAUUACUUAUGUUCGUUUCAUUCGGAGAAUACUUAGAAUAAUUUUGUUCGUUUCAGCUUUGGCAUUCUAAUUCGAUAACUCGGGAAGUUUCAUACUAAUGUUCGUUAUAAUUCCAUUGCCCGUUUCCACGAGAGAUGUUCGAAACUGUACGACGAGAAACAAAUUGUAUCUAUUAUUACAUACCUAGAGGUAUAAAAAAAAGAAAAACUAAUGUGAGAGAUCACGCUGCCUUGAGUCUAAUCUUUGUAAUAACGUUAAUUGUUAAUGAGAGGACUUCGCGGGGCGUGACAACCUUUAACAGAAUCGUACUUGCCGUGCAAGAGAAAAGAAAAGGAAAAAGGUGAAUCGGUACUAUGUUGAACUUAUUGUGGAGGUACGACAGCGUGUGUGGAUGUAUGAGCGAGUGUGUGUGUGUGUGCGCGCGUGAUUAAUUAAUUGAAUACAUAAUUAUAUUCGCUUGGUUUCCUCUGAUCGUACGAUAUUAGUUUAUACAUGGGAAUAAUUUAAAAGUAACAUCUCAUUUUUAUAACUUUUAUCCAUGACAAUCUUUCCGUUUUCUUUUAAACGAACAAACGAGCGGAGGACACGCUUUUCAUUUCUCGAAAAAUACGUCGUCAGUGCAAUAUUUUAUAUAAACGUUUAAUAGAAAACUUGUACGAGAAGGUAUAUAUGUACAGAAGAGAAAAGAUGAAAAAAUAUAUAUAUAUAUAUAUAAAUACCGGCUUCUUUCAUAGAAGACGUUUUUUGUUAUUUUUCGAGAAAUUUUUCCAUUUUAAAACGAAUCACCGAUUUAUAAAUUUAUACCAAAUGAUUCUGUUCGAAAAAUACUGCUACCCCUUUCGUAAACUAUUCGAUUGAAGAUACGUGUGUGUACAUAUAUACAUAUAUAUAUAUAUAUAUAGAUACAUAUUAAUUAAAGAAUCAAAUUAACAACUGCGGAAUCAUUGCUCUCGCAUGGGAGACACUCCCUUCAAUUUCUAAUCGUACACAAACGUAGCGAUGCUUCGUCACUUAACUGCUUAUAGAAGGCUCGAUUUUUAAUCAACAUCGAUCGGAUUGUAAUUUAGACUGCGGAUAUUUUUAUUCAAAUCUGAGAACAUACGGAAUUUAAUCGAUAAAAAAAUCCAAUGUCUAAUUCGCGAUUAUAAUACACACGCAUCUCGCAAUGUUUUAUUUAAUUUGUAAUCAGAAUUCGCAGCGUACGCAUUUUUUUUUUAUCAAACAUUUUUUACAGUUAAUCAUUUGCGUUUACGGAUGAUGUACACAUACUAAUAUCUAUACAUAUCCAAUUUGUAUAUUUUUAUCGAUAAUAAAUUGUACAUAAUUGUACAUAGUAGAUUAUAUAAAUAUAUAAUAAGUAGGUGUUAAGAUACAGAGGCACAUAUAUAUGUAUAUAUAUAUACAUACAUACAUACAUACAACACAUACGUGUAUAUGUAUAUAAUUUGUAUGACGUAAGACAAUAUAAAAGAAGGUUUAAGGGCACUUAUUAUUUUAGUACUUAAACUCCCAUGAAUGAAACAGAGUGUAUCGUUGUUGAGAUGAAAUUAUAGGUUCAACGUGUAGAGUUUAACAAGCAUUUUAUAAAGCAACUUUACUAUACUGUUGAAUUAGAACGAUAUAUGUAUAUAUGUGUAUAAUAUAUAGAAUAUAUACUACUUCAAUGAAUUAUGGCAUCAUGAAAUGUUUGCUGGAAAUUGCUGAAGUUUGGAAAAUUAUUACUUAGUCAGAAAUUAUUGUAGGGCGAUGAUUUUUCUUUUAAACAGCUUGAAUCCUUCACUUUAAAAUGAUAUUCAGAGAUCUUUAAUUUA
This is a messenger RNA of Ceratina calcarata, 4686 nucleotides long. RefSeq names its product Phosphorylated CTD-interacting factor 1 (gene Pcif1). Gene Ontology annotation, molecular function: mRNA (2'-O-methyladenosine-N6-)-methyltransferase activity; RNA polymerase II C-terminal domain binding. The record is from RefSeq and is a predicted model, not a curated record. The transcript has 6 exons. NCBI's taxonomy places the organism in Eukaryota, Metazoa, Arthropoda, Insecta, Hymenoptera, Apidae. Gene Ontology annotation, cellular component: nucleus. The coding region runs from base 527 to 2761 and encodes 744 amino acids.